Drosophila obscura is the source of this 1879-nucleotide messenger RNA. Its product is annotated as protein transport protein SEC9-like. The record is from RefSeq and is a predicted model, not a curated record. NCBI's taxonomy places the organism in Eukaryota, Metazoa, Arthropoda, Insecta, Diptera, Drosophilidae.
AACAAUCAAACAAAACAAAUCCAAAAUCAACGGAAAGACUUUAACCCUUAGAAGGAAAAAUAGGACAUAGGCCUGGAUAGAGCCCCAAAACCUGAUGGCAACAACAACCAUAGAAGCAGCAGCAGCGCCGUCCGCCCAGCCGCAGCAGCAGCAGCCGCCCGCUGUCCACCUGUCCACCGCUGAUCAUCUGUCCGCCAACAGAAGCAGCAGCUGCAGCAACACCAACAGCAACAACAACAACAACCACAGCAGCAGCAGCCGAAGCAGCAGUCGAAGCAGCAGCAACAGCAGCAGCAACAACAACAACAACAACAAUCCGAACCAAAACCAGAAAUCCAUCCCCAUUAAGAUACCCUUAAGCGAGCGAUUCUCAUCGCAGACCUCGACAGGAUCGGCAGACAGCGGUGUGAUCGUCUCGAGCGCCUCCCAGCAGACGCUGCUGCAGCAGUUGCCGCCAGUGCGCAGCAGCAGCGGUUCCCUGAGCAUACACGGAGCGCAACCCAAGUGGCAGAAGCGUCGCCAGUUGCUCAGUCAGGACAGUGGCAUCGAGCAUGUGGGAGGCACUGGAGGAGGAGCUGGAGCAGGAGCACGGCCACGACCAGGAGCGCCUGUCGGCGGAGGUGGAGUGGGAAGUUCGUCGGCAGCUGGAGGCGAGGGCGUGAGCGGGCAGUCGACAAGCAGCAGUGAAUCGCUGGGCAGCUCCGGCGGUGGAUGCACAAAUGCAUCCGAUCCGCCGGGCGGACGCAUGCGCGCAGCCUCAGCCCUGGAGCUGAGCAGCGUGGGCGGAGGAGCGACCAUGGGAGGAGCAGGAGGAGGCAAUGCCCUGCGCCGGAUCAAGUACAAGAGCACCAAUAGUACCGGCACCCAGGGAUUCGAUGUGGAGGAUCGCAUCGAUGAGGUGGAUAUCUGUGAUGAUGAUGACGACGAUGAUGAUGAUGAUCUGCACUUAGUGGAGAACGAUGAGGAGGAGGAGGACGAUGGUGUGGCUGUGGAUGAUGUGGAUGGAGAAGAUCCCGAGGAGGCGGACACCCAAUCCGACACACAGUCUGGGAUAGUAAUCAACAUGGGCGGCAGUGGCAGUGGGAGUGGCAGGAACAGCAACGAGACGGAUCAACUGGAUCAGCCAUUGCCCCUCGACAAGGCACCCCUCACGGUGGCGGCGGCGGCAGCCAAGAGGCGGGACAUCAAGAGCCUUGCCACCGAUGGCCACAUCUACUUUCCGCUGAUGAAGAUCAGCGAGGAUCCGCACAUCGAUGCGAGGCUGAUCAAUCGCAAGGACGGGCUGCAGGACACCAUGUACUAUCUGGACGAGUUCGGCAGCCCCAAGCUGCGCGAGAAGUUCGCACGGAAGCAGAAGCAGCUUCUGGCCAAACAGCAGAAGGCCCUCCUCAAGCGGGAGCGCGAGGAUCAGCGCAAGAAGCGCAACACCACGGUGGCCUCCAAUCUGGCGGCCAGCGGGAUGGACACCACCAAAGAACACUGUGAUACAAUAGCCAUGUCCAAUAGCCAUGGAACAGCAACCGGAACGAUCCACAAGCAUAGCUCCGAUCCCAAUCAACAUCAUUCGCAUCUCGAUGACGACGAUGUCCAGAUCGGGGUGGCCGUUGACGAUGACGAGGAGCUACAACUGGAUGUGGUUAAAUUGCGCGGCCGCAGCCACAGCCAAGGCAACAACCUCUACGAUGCUAGCAACAACACCCGCCACCAACCCCACCGUCACACCCACGCCAAUGGGGAUGGCCACGAAGUGGGUCAGGACGAGGAGGAGGAUAUCGAGCAGGGGGCCGAGCCCGCUUUCGAUGGCGAUAGCCUCGAUGAAAAUGUUAAGACUGUCACAAAGAUAUCCAGAACGCAGUCAGCUGUUUUUGGCUACACCUAG